Messenger RNA from Drosophila eugracilis, 584 nucleotides. RefSeq lists its product as uncharacterized. The record is from RefSeq and is a predicted model, not a curated record. The transcript has a single exon. Lineage: Eukaryota; Metazoa; Arthropoda; Insecta; Diptera; Drosophilidae. The coding region runs from base 122 to 535 and encodes 137 amino acids.
UUUAGUUUUAGAUCUCCCAUUGGCAUGAGCACACAUUUUAGUGUCAGAAAUUUUACAAAAUUCCCAGAAAAAUUCCCCUAGUUUUUAAUCUCCGCUACCGAAUAAGACUCAAAGGCCUGAAAUGUGCUCAAGGACGCGUUGGGGACGUAUCGAUCCCAGUGUUCAGGUUGACCUGGUGGCAGGACCGUCGAGUAGGGUUAUCAAGCUUGACAGCCAAACCUUACCAAUGCGCGUUGAGCAGCAGCUCCUUCUGAUGGCUUCGCCGUCGCCAUUCCUCAAUUUCAUCAACAAGUUUCGGUUGGACGAGAUCCUGAUCAACCAUCAAUAUAAAGGGGUCUAUAGCAUGCGCACGGCGGCCAACAUAACCGAUUUGGCUACCUAUACGUGGAACGUGAUGUCCGUGUCCGAUCGCAAGCCGUACAUCUUGUUGGCUCGGAAAGCGCAGCAGAUCCAGCAAGCACGAAAGUUGCACUUUCUGCGCACCAGCAAACGGUCGGUGAUCAAGAGGGGUUCCCAGUGUCCCAGUGUUGUUUGAAGCAGUGUAGGACCUUGUUUGGUGGCAAAUAAAAAAUAUUUUAAAUAAA